UUGUACGACAAAGGAGGGAAGCAGAUGCUGCUUUGUUUUCAGAACUCUACAGAAAACUCGGUUCACAGGGCAUUUUGAAAAACAAAUGGUCAAUACUCUACCUCCUGCUUAGCCUUAGUGAAGAUCCACGUAAGCAGUCUAACAAGGUAUCAAGUUAUGCCACGCUUUUUGCUCAAGCAUUGCCACGGGAUGCUCAUUCAACCCCUUAUUACUAUGCCAGGCCUCAAAGCCUUCCGUUGAAUUACCAAGACCGCAGUGCUCAGUCUGCCCAGAGUUCUGGCAGCAUGGGGAGCAGUGGGAUCAGCAGCAUCAGCCUGUAUGCCCUGAAUGGGCCAACGCCAACUCCACAAUCACUCCUUCCAGGACAAUCCUAUCAAGCUCCAGGCGUUGGAGAUUGCCUCCGUCAGCAAUUAGGAUCACGUCUCGCAUGGACUCUAACUGCAAGCCAGCCUUCUUUACAAAGCACUACCUCAAAAGGCUUUUCAAAUGCUGUCUCCCGUGGUGUGCCAAGGUCAAGGCGAGAAGGGGAUACAACUGGCUCUGUUGAAAUAACUGAAGCAAACCUCGUGAGAGAUGUUUUGUAUGUCUUCCAGGGAAUAGAUGGCAAAAACAUCAAAAUGUGCAAUUCUGAAAAUUGCUAUAAAGUGGAGGGAAAGGUGAGCUUGUCCAAAUCUCUCAGAGAUACUACAAGUAGACUUGCAGAGUUGGGAUGGCUACAUAAUAAAAUAAGAAAAUACACAGACCAGAGGAGUUUGGAUCGUGCGUUUGGACUUGUGGGACAGAGUUUUUGUGCAGCCUUACAUCAGGAGCUUAAAGAAUACUACCGACUUCUGUCUGUCUUACAUUCUCAGUUGCAAUUGGAAGAUGAUCAGGGCGUGAAUUUGGGACUUGAGAGCAGUUUAACACUUCGCCGUCUUCUCGUCUGGACAUAUGAUCCUAAAAUAAGGUUAAAGACCCUUGCAGCACUUGUGGAUCACUGUCAAGGACGAAAAGGUGGUGAACUAGCCUCAGCAGUUCAUGCCUAUACUAAAACAGGAGAUCCCUACAUGAGAUCUCUGGUUCAGCACAUUCUUGGCCUAGUAUCUCAUCCGGUAUUGAAUUUCCUUUAUCGCUGGAUUUAUGAUGGAGAGUUGGAGGAUACGUACCAUGAGUUUUUUGUAGCUUCAGAUCCUGCAGUUAAAACUGAUCGGUUGUGGCAUGACAAAUACACUUUGAGGAAAUCAAUGAUCCCUUCUUUUAUUACAAUGGAGCAAUCAAAAAAGGUCCUCCUAAUAGGAAAAUCUAUAAACUUCUUGCAUCAAGUUUGUCAUGAUCAAACUCCAUCCACAAAGAUGAUUGCUGUGGCAAAAUCUGCAGAGUCUUCAAAAGAUG
Messenger RNA from Leptosomus discolor (cuckoo roller), 1371 nucleotides. NCBI's taxonomy places the organism in Eukaryota, Metazoa, Chordata, Aves, Leptosomiformes, Leptosomidae. The record is from RefSeq and is a predicted model, not a curated record.